AUGGAAAACAAAAAAAAAAAAAUAUUUAAUGAAUCAACAGAAAAUGAAGAAAUGAAGAGUAAUAAAAAAUACUUGAAAUUAUAUGAUUCAGAUGAUGAAAAUAUUGAAAAUAAUACCUCAUUUGUAUUUUUUAAAAACGUAAAAAUAAAUAGUGAAGAAAAAAAUAGAUUAAGUAAAAUAUGCUGCACUAAGAAUUAUAUAUUCAUUAGUACAUCAAGUGUUUUUAAUGAAGUACAUAUUUUUAAUUAUAAUAAUUUUGCAAAUUUAAGAAAAAUAAACGAAACAAAUGGAAUUACUAAAUUAGAAGAAAAAGAACAGAAAGAAAACAAAGAGGAGGAAGAAAUCAAAGAGAAAAUAGAAGAAAAAGUAGAAAAUCAAGAGACUUUUAUAAACUUAAGUGAUGUUUAUAAUAAAAACCAUUUUUUCAAUGGAAUAAAAAAAAUGAAUAGUGAAAACAUAAAUUUAAAAAACACUAAAAUAAUUAAACAUUGUAAUGAAGAAAACAACUAUAGUAGUAAUAUGAAAGCAACAUUUAAUCUAAAUGAAACAAAUGAAAAAGGAAACAUAGAAAAAAAUUUUUUAAAAAUAAAUGAAAAGAAAAAAGAAAAUUCUUCAUAUCAUAAUAUAAACAAUAAAGGAAUACAUUUUCGUUUCAUUAGUGAAUUAUAUGAUGAUAUUCCUUUUAAAGAAGAGUAUUUAUAUUAUGAUAAUUUUGAUGGAAUUCAAAAAAAAAAAAAUGAUAAAGAUAUUAGAAUUAAUAAAGAGAUGAAAGAAGAAGAAAAGAAAAAAAAAGAAAAAGAAGAAGAUAUGAAAAAAAAAAGAAUAAUAGAAGAGGAAAAUUUAAGAAAUGAAGAAUUAAUGAAAAAUGGAUACUUUUUAAAUAAAAACAGCUUAGAAAUAAAUGUAGACAUAAUUAAAAAAAAAACUAGUAACAAAAAUAAUUUAAUGGAGUAUAUUGGUUCAUUUAUUAAUAUACCUUCUCCAGUAAUCAUGAUGAAAAAAAAUGAUAAUGAAAGUAUUUUGUCGUUAUUAACAUAUAAUGGUGCUAUAUAUAAUUAUGAUAUUAGUGAAAGUUCAUUAAAUGAAUUAAAAAAUAAAAGAUAUAGAAAACUAGAAAUGUUUAGGAAUAUUGAAAAUUAUCUUUUACAAGAAGAAUAUUAUGAAAAAAAGGAAAAUAAAUUAUCUAAUGAUAUAUUAGAUGAAUAUGAAGGAGAAGAAGCAACUUUAUCUCCUUUAUCAAUAUAUAAUUCAUAUUUUACUUCUAUUAUUAAAUGUUUUGAUUUUUUACCAGAUGAAAAAACAUUGAUUUGUGUUGGUUUAAAUAAAGAUUAUUUUCUUUCAUUUAUUAAUUGUUAUAAUGGAAAGCAUAUUGUAUUAAAUCAAAAGAUAAAAGUAAAAAAACACAGUAACUUAAAUAUAAAUUUUACGUUGAUAUAUGAUUUCAAUUAUAUUUAUGUCGAAAAAGAAAAGAAAAAUUUUAAUGGAGAAAUUGGUAACUUUGUUUAUAUAGGAUCAUCUUGUGGAUACUUAGUAUUUAUUUUUAUAAGCGAAAAAUUUUUACAUUUUGUAAAUAAUUUAUUAACUAAUGAUCAAAUAAGAAAUGGCUCCUUAUUUAUAUAUGAUGAUAAUUAUUCGAAUGACAUAUUUAAAUAUAUUAUCGGAAAUGUGGAUGAUAUAUAUAAAAUAAAGAAAAAUGAGUUAUAUGCAUUAUUUGAUGAUAAUAAUAAUAAUAAUAAUAAUAAUAAUAAUAAUAAUAAUAAUAAUAAUAAUAAUAAUAAUAAUAAUAAUAAUUUUUUAUUUUAUAAUUGCAAAGAAAAUAUUUUUAAAUGUGUGGAACAAAAUUUUUUUUCUUAUGCAUUUUUAAUUUCAAAAAACGUUAAAAUAACAUCAAUAGUUAGCUUAAAUACGAAUAAAAAUGAAAAUAUUUAUUUACUAAUAGGUUUAAGUGAUGGAAGAUUUAUGACUUUUUAUUUUCAAAUUUUUCCAUCUUGUUUAAAUAAUAAUUUUUCUAUUUGUAAUGAGAAUUACACAGAAAAACAUACUGUAGAGAAUAAAUUAAAUACACCAAAAAAAGAUGAGAAAUUACAUAAAUUAAAUAAGCAAAAUGAUUUUAGUGAAAAUGAAAAGAAUGAAAGUGUAACUAAAGAAAAUAAUGUUAGCGAAGAUGAUAAAAAUGAAAAUAUGAAUAAAGAUAAAGAUAUACAUGGUGAUAUUAUAAAUACUGAAGGUAUUUUAUUAGAGAAAAGUAACAAACUUAAUAAAAGACUAAAUGAUAACAAUAAUUAUCCAAUUAAUUUUAUAAAAAACAGUGAAAAAUUAAUAUAUGAUUUCACUGGUCUACAUAAAUCAACAACAAUAUCAAAAGUAAAUUUUUACAAAAAUAAACUGAAGAAUUAUUAUAUUUUAAUAAAUUCAAAUGUAAAAAAAAUUGGAGAAAUGUCUGACAAAAAUUUUUAUACAACAUAUAUAAUCGACUUACAUAAAAAAAAAAUUAAUAUUUUACAUCAACACCUUUCAUAUAUACUAGAUUCAUGCUUAUCUUCUUUUUUUUAUUUUUGUUUAGAUGAAAAUAAUACUAUUACUGUUUUUACUUUAUCUGAAGAUGCAUAA
Plasmodium gallinaceum is the source of this 2610-nucleotide messenger RNA. RefSeq names its product conserved Plasmodium protein, unknown function. NCBI's taxonomy places the organism in Eukaryota, Apicomplexa, Aconoidasida, Haemosporida, Plasmodiidae. The transcript has a single exon. Bases 1 to 2610 code for a protein of 869 amino acids. The record is from RefSeq and is a predicted model, not a curated record.